AUGUCGGGAUCACCUCCAGCACAGCAUCGUCAAGAUGGGGCUUCCACGAAUGGUGCAGGUGGAGCAGAAGUCGUCAACAUGCUUCAUCUGCUGUCCUCGUGUUGUUAUGCUGCAGAACGAGGUAUGCUUGCUAUUCGAAGGGAAAAUAAGAGCAGGGAGAAGACGAAGUUCGAAGUCUUGCAGACGAAGAGUGAAGGAGAUGAUAAGAGUUAUGGUGAGCCCUCUAGUAUGCCUCAAUUUUUUACUUACUACGUUUAUGAAACACUUGAAGAUUCUGAUUCCCGAUUUUCACCUACUUAGUCAACCUUUCGUUCUCGUCGAUUAGGUUCAUGAAGUUCUUCUCUAACACCUCGUCGUAACGCGCGCAGACCACGCCGGUCAGGCCGCGAUCUUCUCCUACUUGAGAAGCAUACCCAGUAUUGGCAAUAAGCUAAACCUAGUCGGCGAAGAAGAAGAAAGCAUAGGCGAAGCGAUUUUGAAACCACAACAAGGCAAGGCCGACUCUUCAGUUGAACAGAAAUUAAGGCUUAGCACGUGCCAUAAUUCAUCCUGAGAAGCCUCUUUGACCCUGUUUUCAAUGGGGACGAAAGGUGUCAACAAAGAUGGUCUCCAAGAUGAAUUACUUCAAACUCUAAAGAAAGUUGAGUUCGUCUCAGCGCCGCAUCCUGCGUGUGAAGAACUGAUUAUGGGAUUUGAGGGCAACGCAACAGAACCUACCACUACAAAUCCGGAUCAUCAACAACUUCUUGCGCGUCCAGUCCCACUAAAAGCUGUUACGAUCUUCGUGGACCCUCUAGAUGGGACUCGAGAAUUUGUCGACAACAGGUUGCAAAACGUGGAGACAUUGAUAGGGAUCGCACUGAAUGGGCGGCCUGUAGCAGGAGUGAUAGGCUUGCCGUUUUGGAAGAAAGAAAGCAUCGAGCUUGUGGACGGUGGAACAGCUGUAGGAGAAGAAAGCACUUCAGGUAGAAGUAGAGCCACCGUUCUCACUCCAGAGCAGGAGAUUUUGGCACGAGAAGGAGGAAAUGUUGGUCUUUCUCAAGGUACAUCAAAUGGUCAUACAUCACUUAACCACAAGGAGGAGGUCCCGCCUCCCCUUGUGUGCGGUCUAGUCGGUGUAGGCGUUGCGGGACUUGGGACUAUUGACAAAGAACGGUUUCAGAAACGGCAGGCGGCUGACACAACAAGUACUACAACUAUUGCAGGAGACCAAUCUGAAUCUACUUUUAUCCUUGCCGCCUCCAACGACUCCGUUGCACCCCUCAAGGCCGUACGAAAUUCACUUUGUGACCCACAAAGUGCUGGUGGAGGUUUCAAGAAUUUUUCAGUUUCUGGC
Messenger RNA from Amoebophrya sp. A25, 1336 nucleotides. Lineage: Eukaryota; Dinophyceae; Syndiniales; Amoebophryaceae. The record is from the annotation of a GenBank genome assembly.